AUGUUUAAAUUUUUCAAGAAACACCCUCCAAAGGAGGGGGAGGAACGUGAAAAACUGAAGAAGGAAUUGUUCGGAUUCAGAAAGUGCAUUGAUCAUGGAUUUCCCAGCAAACCAAGUGCUAUGGCUUAUGAUCCUAAAUUGCGUCUGCUGGCCAUUGGUACUAAAUCUGGAGUAUUGAAAGUUCUUGGUAGACCUGGAGUAGAAUUUACAACACAGCAUGAUCAAGAUGUAACAGUUGUUCAGUUGUUUUUCUUACAAGAACAGGCUCGUUUGAUAAGUUUUUGCAGUGACAACUCACUUCAUUUAUGGGAAACAAAUGUCAGAGGUGGUAAGACUGUUUUAGAGGAAGUGAAAUCAUAUACAAUUUUGAUGAAACUUAAAAUGGAUGUUUCGUUUGUACCAUCCGCAUGCCGUGCUGUAUCCACUUGUUGUCUAUCUAUUAAUGGUGAACAGUUGUAUCUAGGUACAGAAGGUGGUAAUAUACAAAUAUUAGAUGUGAACACCUUUACUCUCAGUGAACAAGUUAUUCAACAAGAUGUUGUUAUGCAGAAUGUACCAGAUGAUUUUAAAGUGAAUCCAGGAGCAGUAGAAGCUAUAGCUGUACAUCCUACAAAUCCUGAUAAACUAUUGAUAGGAUAUAACCGAGGAUUAAUAGUUUUGUGGGAUAAUAAAGACUUCAAUGCCAACCAGACUUACAAUGUUUCUAGGCAAUUGGAAAGUUUAGAUUGGCAUCGUAAUGGUAAAGAAUUCUCCUCAGCUCAUUCUGAUGGUAGUUACAGUGUUUGGAAUGUUGAAGAUUCUUCUAAACCUGAUAAUGAACAAACACCUUAUGGACCAUUCCCGUGUAAAGCUAUCACUAAAUUUGAACGUAGAACAGCUAAGGCUGAUCCUUUCCUGAUAUUUUCUGGUGGUAUGCCUAGAGCUAGUUACGGUGAUAGGCAUACAGUAACUGUGAUGCAAGGAGAGAGUCAUACAGUAUUUGAGUUUACAUCUCGUGUUAUAGAUGUUAUAACUUUAAAUAGAUCAGAUGAAACAGAUUAUAAAGAUGAACCCCAUAGUUUAGUAGUACUAGCUGAAGAAGAAUUAGUUGUCAUUGAUUUAGAUUCUGUAAACUGGCCAACAUUUAAACUACCCUAUUUACAUAGUAUUCAUUCCUCGGCUAUCACAUGUUCACAACAUAUUAACAAUGUACCAGAUCAGUUAUGGCAUAAAAUACAAGAUGCGGGAGAGUCACAGCUUAAAAAUCUAUCACAAAGGACAUGGCCUAUAAAUGGUGGUAGAAAUGAUGUGAAGGACAGUAACAAUAGAGAUUUAUUGUUGACUGGUCAUGAAGAUGGUACAGUAAGAUUCUGGGAUGCCUCAGCAUCUAAUUUAACACUAUUAUAUAAGUUAUCUACUGCAUCAUAUUUUGGUGGUGAUGUGUCUGGAGAUCAAAAUUCUGCAGAAGAGGAAGAGGAAUGGCCUCCAUUUAAAAAGGUUGGAACGUUUGAUCCCUACAGUGAUGAUCCAAGGCUUAGUAUACAGAAAGUAACGUUAUGCCCUCUAAGUGAGACUUUAGUCUUAGCUGGUACAGCUGGUCAAGUCAUUACCUUUCAAAUGGAAAGAGAAGAGAGGGAACAGGAAGUUAAAUCUACUACUGUUAAUAUUGUUAGUGAUAGAGAUAGUUUUGUAUGGAAGGGACACGAAGCUCUAGUACCUAAAGAGGGAGAUGUUAAGUUUGCUGCAGGAUUUCAACCUAUUGCUAUGAUGCAACUGUAUCCACCAGCAGCUGUUACUGCUUUAUCUUUACACUCAGAAUGGCAAAUUAUUGGAGCUGGUACUGCUCAUGGUUUUGGUUUAUAUGAUUAUAUACAAAAGAAAGAAGUAACAUCAAGAUGUACAUUAAACCCCACAGAUUUAACAGGAACAUCAGAAACCGCCAUGUCUCGACGUAAAUCAUUAAAAAAAUCAUUACGAGAAUCAUUCCGAAGAUUACGUAAAGGAAGAUCUGAAAGAAGACCUAGAGAUAACAAAGCUAAAAUGUAUACUGAAACACCAGCUGAAGGAGCAGCAGCUGUAGCUGGUACACCAGAACCUAAACCAGUAGAAAGACAAAUAGAAGCUAGAAGUAAUGAAGAUUCUAUGUCUUCUAUGGUCAGAUGUAUUUAUUUUGCAGAUACUUAUAUAGUGAAUGGUGCUCCUAACAACCCAUCUAUGUGGAUUGGUACCAAUGGUGGACAUGUUUAUAUUUAUAAUUUAACUAUACCUAGUAGUGAUAAGAGACCUGAUUAUGCUGUAACUUGUCAACUUGCUAAAGAAAUAAAAUUAAAACAUCGUGCUCCAGUAAUAAGUAUGGUAGUUAUUGAUAGUAGGGCUAGAAUAUUACCUGAUCCAUUAGAAGUACAACAUGAGAAAGCCAAGGCACCAGAUAUGUCUGGAUCACACAGUGUUAUUAUCUGUUCAGAAGAACAACUAAAGACAUUCACAUUACCAACAUUAAAACCUAAAUGGAAAUCUAAAAUCACAGCUCAUGAUGGGUCCAGAAUAAGAAGAAUAGGUUUUGUUAAUUUUAGAAGUAAAAGUGCUGAUAACUACAGUGAAUUUGAUAUAGCCUGUUUAAGUAAUCUAGGUGAAAUAAGUGUUUAUUCCAUCACAUCAUUAAGACAACAAAUGCAUGUUCCUGCUGUUAAAAAGGAAGAUAUCAAUGGUAUAGCUUCAUUUAUCUUCACUAAAGAUGGUCAAGCAUUCUAUUUGAAAUCAUCAUCUGAGUUUGAUCGUAUUACAUUAAGCCCACGUCAUGUCACAUUAGCACUUGGUAUGUUAGAGUUGAAAGAUGGUAUGAGACCAGAUCCUGAACCUGAGGCAGAACAUAUUGAUGAGUAA
Lottia gigantea (owl limpet) is the source of this 2862-nucleotide messenger RNA. RefSeq lists its product as hypothetical. The record is from RefSeq and is a predicted model, not a curated record. The coding region runs from base 1 to 2862 and encodes 953 amino acids. The transcript is spliced from 20 exons. Gene Ontology annotation, molecular function: syntaxin binding; myosin II binding; GTPase activator activity. Gene Ontology annotation, biological process: regulation of protein secretion; regulation of Notch signaling pathway; establishment of spindle orientation. NCBI's taxonomy places the organism in Eukaryota, Metazoa, Mollusca, Gastropoda, Lottiidae. Gene Ontology annotation, cellular component: cortical actin cytoskeleton; cytoplasm; plasma membrane.